This is a messenger RNA of Saxophila tyrrhenica, 405 nucleotides long. RefSeq lists its product as uncharacterized. NCBI's taxonomy places the organism in Eukaryota, Fungi, Ascomycota, Dothideomycetes, Mycosphaerellales, Extremaceae. The transcript is spliced from 2 exons. The record is from RefSeq and is a predicted model, not a curated record. The coding region runs from base 1 to 405 and encodes 134 amino acids.
AUGUCCGUGCAGCCCAAGCUAAUCAGUUCCAGAUUACAUCAGACUGAUCCCAAACUGAUGGUGUCUCUCAGCGAUCAUCGUAGUGCCAAUCCGUUGGACCACUUCGAGGCCCCAGUCAUGUUGUCUGGGCCUGGGAAGGCUGUCAGAGUCGUCUUGACUGGCCUUGAGUACGACACAGGGGCAAAUGGAUUGGGCAGGAGCGAGAACUUGGCAAUCUUGCGAAUAAUCGCGUGGGCCGAGAAGAACGACAAAUUGGACUCCAAGAAGACCGGGUGGUGGGAUCUUGAUGAUCGACAUGAUCUCACGAGCUUGCACCAUUAUAUGCUGCAUAAUUGGACUCCUGCAGAUGAGCCGCCGGGUUGGUUGCAGCGGGCACGAGGGUGGCUGUUGGGUAACACUGGCUGA